CCGCCCGCAUGGGGGUGGGCCACCGCGCUGCCUACUGCGCAUGCCCACUAACGGCCCACGGCGCGGCAACGGGACGGCCAGCAGCUCCCACGGCGUCGCUGCGCAUGUGCAAAAAAGGCUUGGGGCCGGGGAGGGGGGGAAGGGCGCUAUCUCCCGGUGUCGCCCCGCCGGCAUCCUGAGCCCAGGCACAGAGGGGCCGCGGGGAACAUGGCGAGUCUGAUCCCCGCAGCGGCCUCUUCUCCUGCCGGCGCCCCAUCUCGUAGCAAGAAGCGCCCGGCAAGCCCUGGCACCGGCAGCGGCCCCACCAAGAAAAAGAGAGCGAUGGCGCUGGGCGGCUCUCAGAGUGCAGGUGGAGAGGCCAUGAAUGAAAAUAAAUUUCUGAACACAGAUUCCAGCACAGGAUCAGUGGAAGCAACUGUCAAGCCAUUACCAUUUAAAGAUCCAAACUUCAUCCACUCCGGCAUUGGUGGAGCAGCAGCUGGCAAGAAGAACAGAACCUGGAAGAACCUAAAACAAAUUCUUGCUUCUGAAAGGGCAUUGCCAUGGCAACUAAAUGAUCCUAGCUAUUUUAGUAUUGAUGCUCCUCCCUCCUUUAAGCCUGCCAAGAAAUAUUCAGACAUUUCAGGACUUCCGGCAAAUUAUACAGAUCCCCAGAGCAAGCUGAGAUUUAGUACUAUUGAAGAAUUUGCCUAUAUUCGGAUGCUCCCUUCAGACGUGGUUACAGGAUACCUUGCUCUAAGAAAAGCAACAAGUAUUGUUUCCUAAAGGGACCAAAUGCUGUUGUAUAUCACUUGUGAACAGUGCUAAUUUUCAGAAUCAUGAUGGAAACUCACUGCAGGAUUGAGGUUCCUUAAAAAUAUUCAUUCAUAUUUACAUCUGGAAGUAGUCGAUGAUACAUGGAUUUGAAAGAACACAUGGUUUUGAUAAAUACUGAUAUUUGUUAGUUUGCCAAGCUGUAAGUAAUUUGAUUUGGUCAACAAAAUAACUUAAAUGUUAAGGAUAUAAGCCUGCAUCCUAACGCCUGAGUUAUAUUAAUUUCUGUAGGCCAGGAUUUCACACCCACCCUAUAUAUUUUACGUACUACUGUGGUUCAGAAGAGGAAAAAGUCAUCUGAAUAAAGGAAAAGGUACCAAGAUACGCCAGCUUCUAAAUCUGCCAUGCAAAUAUGCUUGCCGCUUGGCUAUGGAGAAGUUUGUCCCACCUGUAAAAUGAAGCUAAAAUACUAAGUGCUGCUAUUGUGGUGACUGUUGAUGGUGUUAAGCAUUGUGGAAAUUAAUAUCUUCAUACAGAUAUUUAAAUUGCAAGAGUUGUCAGCAUAAAUAAAGUUGGACUCAAACUUGCUUGAGUAAAAUAUCCUAAUGAAUAUUCAUAAAGGGAUCAAAUCAAAAGGUAACUCUAAUGUGACACUUGUAACUUUUAAGUGCUUCAUUUCACAAUCUGAAUUUUUUUUCUACCUUUGCUUUCUUGUACUAAUUUCCAGGACUUCUAAAAAAUAUACUAAAAAGACAGGAAUUCCACUAUGCAAUGAUGUUCUACCACCCAGAUGGUCUUCAGCAAGGCAAGACCUCUUAUGUCUGUACACCAGGAGGUACCUGAAGAGUAACUGACAGCAACUGAAUGUUGUUGUCCUUCAGAGGAAGCAGAACGGAGGAGAGUUUAGACCCCUAUCUGAGGAGUUGAGAGGUACUUGCUGACUUGCUGAAUGAUUUUUGAAAAUUGAUCUUAGGAGGAAGUACGCAAAGUUUUUCUGCCAUUCUUUCUUUUUGUCCUCUUCCUUAUGACAGGUCACUGAUUUGUUUUCUUCCCACUUCUGUGCCUUUGUCACAGCCUUAGCUAGUCACUGAUUUGUUUUCUUCCCACUUCUGUGCCUUUGUCACAGCCUUAGCUACCCAUCAAGUUUUGAUUUCUUCAUCUGGAUACCAAGUGCAGGAUCAGCCAUUCCUAGCCUCCAGCCACACAGUCUAUGCCAGUUCACUCCCAUACUCCAUAAACUAUCCUUUAGCUGUAGCAAUUAUCCCACUUAACUCUGAGUCAGCGGGUGUUGGCCAGAAAGGCUACUAUGCAAGUUACCACUUGUGGGAAUGCUGUCUUCCCCAGUGCAAAACUACCAAGUGCUUAAUAGACUUGUCCCAUAGCUUUUUAAUUACUAGAUUGUCCUGGUUACUGAGGAGCUGAGCCACUGAGCACUAGCAAACACAGCAGUCCUCAUCUCAUCCCAGCUCUGUCAUGGACAUUGUCAUCUUGUGCAAAUCACAUCUUCUCUCUGAGUGCACAAGAAGCACUGUGGUGACUUGUUAAUGUCUAAGCUGCACCUUGAAUGUACACUUCUAUAGAAAUGAUAAUUAGUACAGAUUUCUUCUCAUUGAAAGAAUGAAUAUGCAGAGUACUAUUAAUGCUAGUUUUCAACUCCAAAACAAAGAAACUCAUAACAAUGGGACACAUUGUUUACUCAAUGUAUCUGGGACUCAUUCUUCAGUUUUUGUGAUCUAAUAUUUACAAAACCAAAGGAAUUUUAAAAGUCUUUGACAGGCUUACAAUAGAUCCUUCAAAGCCCUGGAUACCAGAUAAUGCUACAACUGUAUCACAGAACAAAAAAAUCAGACAGAAUAUCUCCCCUCAUGCCAGUAAGCAUCCAAGCCGCAUUCACUUUGCAUCUGAGUUUUAGAAUGGAUUUUUUUAAACUUACUUUAUGUACUGAAAACAUGUUUAUAAGAUAAGCUUAGCUUUGAUAUGAAAAGAAAACACGUAGAACUGCUGUAAGAUUUGUUUUGCUUUAAAUAAGUAGACAGCAGCACAGAAAAUUGGAUUUCACCAGCUUGUUCUCUCCCACAAAUAUUUUUACCAUUCUUCAGAAAUGACUGUUUAGGAGCACAGGCUCCCUCACUGUCAGAAGUGUUCACACAAGUUCCAUGCCCUCCUGCACUGUAUGUGUCGCUUUUCUCAGCUAAUUUCCACUGUACAGUAUUUAUCCAUUCAGUUUUCAGAACUUGAGUUUCUUACUGAAUAAAUUGAAAGGGGAAAGUAAACAAAGCUUAGAAUUGGCAAAAAUAUUAAUGGAUACUCUCUCAAUGCUUUCUAUUCCCUUUUCCUUCCUUGCUUGCUUUUUCCUUUGUUGCUGGCUUUCUUUCUUUCUUUCUUUUUUCGUUUCCUUAGUCUGUAGUGCCUCACUUGGAAAUCAACCACUAGAAUCAUUCAACAUUACAUCGAACAACACCAGUUUACUGUGUGGAACAAUCAAAAUGUAUUUGCUUUAGCAGGAAGCUGAGGAUAGGAAAGAUCUAGUGGCCAACACAUACAACUGUCAUUCAGUCUGACUCAGCUCUUUUUGGAAAUCACAUGUAGACCUGCUGUUCUCAUCAAUGGCUUCUACGAGAGGAGAACUGAGCAUUACCUACUUUGCUGCAUAUAAGUCAAAAAUACGGAUAAAUGAGGAGCUAGUCUGUGCCACAGAGCAGUUUUAAAGUACAUUUCAUUGCCAGCUUUAGAAGAGGUGAAAUUUGUGAAUUAUGUUUAUAUUUAAAAGUACUUAUCUAAGGUUACGUAAACAUAAAUAAAAGAAGUUGAAUUUAAACUGCAAAGAUGACAAAAGAAAGGCAUUUGAAAAGAGAAGCAGUGACAAAUACCAUUUAAGACAUGGGGAGAAUGGAUUUUGACUAAUACUACUGUCACAUAUGUAAAACAGACUGCUUUUUGAAGACUUUUGUACAACCAUAACUAUCUGUCAAUUAUUACCUGAGUGUGCUGCUUCAUACAGACCAUGGCUUCAGCCUCACAUACAUUUAUACUCAUAUAUUCUAUUAUAAUGCCCCACUGUUAAGCCAGUAAUGGCACAAAAGAUGCCGGUUGCUAAGCUCCCACAGAAUUCCCACUGCCAUUAGUGGAAGGAAGAGCAGGAUCCUGUAUCUCCAGGGCCCUUUCCUCGACUAUUCACCACUGUUUUGUACAGCAGUUUUUGUUUUCCAUGAAAACCUUCCUGUCGCAGCCUUUCCCUCUGCCCUGUCCAUAGUAGGAAUGGCCCCUUCUGGAGAGCAGCGAAAUUCAGUUCAGAGAAGCCUUGAGCCAUCUCAGAGCCCUCUUCCCUGGUCUGUAUUUCCUUGCCUUCUCCCACCGUAGUGCUCUAGAGCUUUGUGGAUGCACUACAUAUGGGCCUCCACAGAGGACAGAAGUAGCAGGCACAUGCAGGGACAUGUGUCUUGAUCUCCUUUGACAGAGAUCUGUAAGUGUCAAAACUACCCAGUGCACAAAGAAGCAAAGGAAAGGGGAGGGUUUUUUACUAGUGAAGAAUAUUGAGCUGAAAAUGAACUAGCGUAGGGUUAAAAAGCCUUUGUAAAUCCAUUCUGUUAAGAGAAAAGCUCCAACUCCCCACAUGAUUAAAAUGUUUUUCCUGAAAGAGUAAGUCAUCUUUAAUAAAUUAAGACACCAAUUUAUUAUUAGAAAAGCUACCAAGAGGUUUUAAGGCCUCUUACAAUCUGUAGCAGUGUUUGUGGUUUACAUACUGCAAGGAAGGAGACAUUCACGGAUUUAAUGUCAGAUUGGGCGGGGGGGAAUGACUUAGUGCUCUUUUUAGAAAGAAGAGUCGAGCGAUAUCGGUAUUAUUACCAGACACUUCAAUCACACUAAGAUGAUGAUACCAUUAACAUUAGAAUUCAUAGAAAUGCCUUCUUAUUUUUCUCAUGUAUGUGUUCCUGAUUAUAAACCACUAUUCUCUAUCUGCCAAGAGGUGGGCAGGCUGUAAUAAAGUAAUUCAUUUUCAUGUAAGAAAAAACAUUCUUGUUUAAGUCCACUUGGUAUCUAUAGGUAUUGCUUGACUUGGUUUUCUGUUAUCUGAGAAACUUAAAUCCAGUCAUUUCAGAUGAUUAUACUAUUGUAAAUCACAGCCUACAGACUGCAGUAGCAGUAAUCUCUUGGGAGACAUAAUAACAACUAAUAAACGGUGUUUAAGCUA
Molecule: messenger RNA, 4945 nt
Organism: Dromaius novaehollandiae (emu)
Lineage: Eukaryota; Metazoa; Chordata; Aves; Casuariiformes; Dromaiidae
Gene: INO80C
Product: INO80 complex subunit C
Exons: 5
Coding region: 208-765 (185 amino acids)
Biological process (GO): chromatin remodeling
Cellular component (GO): Ino80 complex
Source: RefSeq, a predicted model, not a curated record